Molecule: messenger RNA, 3039 nt
Organism: Aspergillus pseudotamarii
Lineage: Eukaryota; Fungi; Ascomycota; Eurotiomycetes; Eurotiales; Aspergillaceae
Product: transcription factor
Exons: 6
Coding region: 1-3039 (1012 amino acids)
Biological process (GO): DNA-templated transcription
Molecular function (GO): oxidoreductase activity, acting on the CH-OH group of donors, NAD or NADP as acceptor; zinc ion binding; NAD binding
Source: RefSeq, a predicted model, not a curated record
AUGUCCUCUCAGAAACCUACCUACCGCAUCGCCUCCAUUCCGGGUGACGGGAUAGGCAUAGAAGUCGUCGAUGCUGCCAUCCAGGUGGUCGAAAAGCUCGCCAGGACCCUUGGAACAUUCAAUAUCGAAUUCACACACAUUCCAUGGGGAACUGCAUACUACAAGGAACACGGUCGAUAUGUGUCCGAAGAUUGUUUAGACACGCUGCGCAAGUUCGACGCCGGCUUGUUUGGUGCCGUAGGUGCCCCAGAUGUUCCGGACCACAUCUCCCUCUGGGGUCUCUUAUUAGCACUCCGCGGACCGCUGCAGUUAUAUGCUAAUGUCCGUCCCGUGCGCACAUUCCCUGGCACUAAAUGCCCUCUCAACACCGCAACAGAGGGUAUUGACUGGAUGCUUGUGCGCGAAAACUCCGAAGGAGAGUAUUCCGGUCAGGGAGGACGCAGUCACAUCGGUCAGCCGUGGGAAGCUGCGACGGAGGUAGCUAUGUUUACUCGUGUCGGGAUCGAGAGGAUUAUGCGCUUUGCCUUUGAAGUCGCUCAGUCUAGACCCCGCAAACUACUGACCGUCGUUACGAAGAGUAACUCCAUGCGGAACGGCAUGGUGCUCUGGGAUCAGGUCGCAGCGGAAGUCGCUAAGGAUUUCCCCGAUGUUACGUGGGACAAAAUGCUAGUGGAUGCAAUGACAGUCCGCAUGGUGGCGAAGCCCCAAUCUAUCGACACCAUCGUGGGAACGAAUCUACACAUGGAUAUCUUGUCCGACUUGGCGGCAGCGUUGGCAGGAUCUAUCGGUGUGGCUCCUUCCAGUAACCUGGAUCCGACCCGGAAGAAUCCCUCUAUCUUCGAACCAGUACACGGCAGUGCCUUCGAUAUCACUGGAAAGGGUGUUGCCAACCCUGUGGCUACUUUCUGGUCCGCUGCGGAGAUGCUGUCCUGGUUGGGUGAAAAGGAGGCGGCGAAGAAGCUCAUGGAUUGUGUGGAAAAGGUAUGCGCUGCUGGUAUCUUAACGCCGGAUCUUGGAGGCAACUCGAACACACAAGGAGUGGUGGAUGCUGUGAAUAAGGAAAUUGAGCAAAUGGAGUCCACGGAUCUCACGUCUGGCCCGUCAGAAAUCGGUUCCUUGACGGCACAAUCCAACGAAGAGAGCCAAUUUGUCGGGAGUUCCAGCGGUGUUUACUUUAUUAAUACGGUCCGACAGGCCUUUUCAAGAAACUUGGCCACGUUAGGUGCAUCUUCCGGGCAAGAAUUUCCGCAGCCAGAGGAUACCCUCGUUGGCAGUGAUGGCUCGCACCAUGACAAGCGCUCUGCCCCAUCCUCCGUCAAAGCAUCACCGAUGCCGGGAGGUGAGCAACCUUUUUGCCAAUGGGAAUAUGACCCAGAAAUGGCGGCUAUACUGGGUCAUGCGCCGCCGCUGGACACCGCAAGAGAACUCAUGAUGGUAUAUUUCAAAGUCUGGCAUCCAUUGUUUCCCUUUCUGCACGGGCCAACCUUUCUGCAAGCAAUGGAACUGCUCUAUUCCGAUCACCGCAAAAGCCAUUCGAUUCUACCUUCACCAGAUCACCGUAAUACUUGCUGGACGGUGAUCUUUCAGUGCGUGUUCAAUUUAGCUAGCCAUUUGAGGCCUGAUCUGCCUCUUCCAUCAGAGUCUCGAAUUGAAUCACCGAGCCAUAUGCAGUCCUUGCUCAGUUCCCUUACUUUCAGAAAUGAUCUCUCGUCUUUGCAAGCACUACUAGCAUCCCAACUAUACUUGGUAACCAAAAUGUCGCUUCGAACGGCAUCAACAGUGGGCGGUUGCAUGCUACGAUCGAUGAUGCAUGCAGGUCUCCACCGCUGUCCAUUCCGAUAUAGGGAGCUUUCAUCGCAUGAUCGGCAGUUACGCAAGAGAAUUUUCUGGUGUGCAUACGCUAUUGAUCGGUAUCUGAGCCAGGCUCUUGGUCUUCCGCUUGGCAUACAAGAUUCCGAUAUCGACGUCUGUGCCCCAGGGGCCGACGAAAUCCAUUUCCCCGGAUCACAUAGAAGCAGUGCUGAUGCAAUACAACUACCAGCGGAGCAAUCUGCUAGCCAUGAAUCCCAUGGCAAUACGCCGAGUGGCUCCGAGUCACUCCAAAACAAAAGAGAAAUCGCCUUCGCAAGCUACGUUGAAUCCGGCACACUCACAGGGAGAGCACUAGAACUCUUCCACAAAUCCAUUCUCGUCCGCUCCAUCCGCCGCAGCUCAGUCCUCUUCCUGAUCACCGACGUCCACAAAUGGUGGAACAGUCUCUCAAUUGAUCUUCAAAGCCUAAGUCCCCCAACUGACCAAGACGCCAUGACCGAUAAACCCUUCAACUUCGGACCCUUCUUCACCGUCCUCUACCAACACCUCAUUCUCCUCAUCCACCGUCCAUCCCUAUCCCUAAGCCCCUCAACCCCCGAGUUCUGCUCCGGCCUCCAAACCUGCAUCGGAGCCGCACGGGAAAUCCUCACCGCACUCAAAGCCCAAGUAGAUGCAGGCCAGGCAUUGUUCUGGCCCGGCUUCCUAUCCGCCGCGUGGAUGUCAGGUCUUGUUCUCGCCUUCGCCUGUCAACUUCGACAAUACGUCUUAUCAAAAGGACUACAAGAAAUCUCCAAAUGUCUCGACUUCCUCCAGCUCAUGUCCUCACAAUGGGAAACCGCCAAAAACUGCCACCGAGCAUUAGCUCUCCUAACCCGAAACAUCCAACACUCCAGCACAGUUUCAAUCCUACACAGACCCUCCGAGCCCCUCCCACCAAGAACCAGAUCAGAAGACAACGAUAAUGACUGGGACGCCCGCAAGAAACGCCGCCUAAACUCCCAUCCCGUAAUGAGGCCUUCUCGACUAGGGUCUUCAAGUUUCGAGACUGCCCAUGAUGGAACGGUACAUCCUAGCGAUAAUGACGAUGAUACUAAUGAUCCGGGUUUGGAUGUUCAGAAUAUGUCGUGCUCUACCAAUGUUCAAGUGUCAAAUAAUCCGUCGGAACUGGUGCAGGGCUACCGGGUUGUUAUGAUGGGUUUCUAUAUGGCUAAUGAUAGGAAUCAAUGA